Paramisgurnus dabryanus is the source of this 4241-nucleotide messenger RNA. RefSeq names its product NLR family CARD domain-containing protein 3. The record is from RefSeq and is a predicted model, not a curated record. Gene Ontology annotation, molecular function: protein binding. Gene Ontology annotation, biological process: regulation of apoptotic process. NCBI's taxonomy places the organism in Eukaryota, Metazoa, Chordata, Actinopteri, Cypriniformes, Cobitidae.
CGAAGUCAAGUGACUCGAGGAGAUCGCACACAAUCGGUCUUUCCGACGUUUUGUUUAUACAGUAAGGAUAUUUUUUAUACUUUAAGCCUUUAUACGCUUGUAGUCAGGUAGAAGGUAGUCUAACGUUUUGCUUAUAUGUAUAAUCGUUUUAGUAUAUUUACUUAAAAUUAAGUUUUACGCGUAGUUUCAGUUUCACUGGCAGUCAGUCUGGCAUUGAAUGAGGACAACCGUCGGGAGAUUACGGAAGUGUGGGCAUGGCGCGUGUGACUUUGAGGGUUUUAUUAAUUUAUUAAUUUUAAUAACUCGAUUAUAUCCACAUUUGGACACAUUAGUAGACCCGCUGAAUGAAAAAGAAACAUUUUGAAGAUGGCUGAUGGGCCAUGUAGCGCUGAGAUCCAACGGCGACGCGUGGAGCUGGUGGAGAACUGCAGCAAACAUCUGACGCGUCUGCUCGACGUGCUGUUUAACGUGGGCGCGAUCACAGAAGAAGACGUCAGCCUGGUUGAAGGUUCGAGUCAGGGGGGUGAAAGAGAGUGUUUGAGGGCUCUUCUGGAUGUCCUAAACGGGAGAGGAGAAGAAUCAUGUAGGGCGUUCCUAUACAUCCUACCAAGUGUUCAGGAAGACACUGACUUUCCUGCAAAACCUGGACAGGCAGACCAUAUUAAAAAGCAUAAGGAUAUUCUGGCCCGGCAGAACUGCCUGGUGGAUUACCUGACCAACAGAGGUCAGGGUUCAAAUCAGGCUGGGUCGUUGACUGAUAUAACUUUCUCAAGACAGGCCGGUUUCGCCGUGCCCUUUCAAUACAGACACGAGGCAGCCGGGGUGGGAGAUGCUUUCAGGUCACGUGGUGGGGAUGAGAUGUGUGUUUUCAGGGAUUUGUACGACAACCUGCUGUCCGCCUUGACGAGCGGUGUGAACAUGCUGUCGGGGGUCGCCGGUAGUGGGAAAACCACUGUGGUGAGGCGGCUGGUCCGAGAAUGGGCAUCGGAGCCAAUCUCCAGCAAGAUUAUGUUAUCCCUGUCCUUUCGGGAAUUAAACCUUAUUACUCAAGAGCAGAGCUUCCUGGAACUUCUCUCGGACCACUACAGCCAUUUGAAACCCAUUCUGCAUGGUUUGCUGACCUCAAACCCGGCACAGUUGAUACUCAUCUUGGAUGGCCUGGAUGAAUUCUGUCACCCUCUUAAUUUCGAAAACACCCCCAAGUGCUCGGACCCCGAGCGGGUGCAGACCAUACAAGCCAUUGUGGUGAAUUUGAUCAAGGGCAAUCUGCUUCCAGGGGUGUCCAUUUUCAUCACCUCCAGGCCUCAUGCCGUCUCCAAAGUGCCUCCGGUCUUGGUCAGUCAGUUUUACAGCCUGUUGGGUUUCUCAGUGGCUCAGCAGAAGCAAUACUUUGAGCAGAACUGCAGUUCUCUGGAGGCCGCUGCUUCGGUUUGGGCAUCCGUGUCGAAUCAUAAGCCCCUCUUACUUAUGUGCCACAUUCCUGCAUUUUGCUGGAUUGUGUCCACUGCGUUAAAUGAUGGCAGCUCCUGCCUUUAUAGUGACACUGUGGUGGUGACCGAUGACAAGGUCAAUGAAACAAACUCUGAUCAAUUAUCAAACAACUCAAAACCGGUGACGGUCACCGAGAUAUAUUGCUGCUUUGUUAAAUCCAUCUUGCUCUUCCACGUGCAGGGCCGUACAGAAGCCUCCCAUCUCACCAGGCUCCAGCACGCCCCUGGCGUCCUAAGUGAAACGCAGCCUGUGCUCAGAAGCUUGGGAGCUAUGGCCUUCAAAAGUCUGCUUGAAAGACGCUUUAUCUUCAACAGCUCGGAUUUGAGCUCUUUCAAUUUGGCUAGCACCAACCUCUCGCAGGCGUUCCUCAUAGAGACCUUCAAAGAAGAUCGGGCCUCGCUUACUUUCGAAAAGGCCUUCCAUUUUGUCCACACCAGUGUGCAGGAGUUUAUGGCUGCCCUCUACUAUGUUUACCAGUCACUCUCGGGUUCAGAUCCCUUUGCAGGGCUCAAACCAGACACCAGCUAUCUUAGAUCAGUGUGUAAGCAGGUGGCAUCAGCAGCUACUAAACUCAGCAGACCCCAUCGUCUUUUCCACAGACAUAUUAAGAAGGGGCUUCGCUGUGGUGAACGAACUCAGUCUGGACAUAUGGAUCUUUUCAGCAGGUUUGUAUGUGGCCUGUUGGUUCCUACAACACGCUCAAUCCUAAAUGGAUUUUUCCCUGACGGGCCCCGGACGCACCUGCUCCGCUGUCAACCCUCUCUAGACCGGACUCCUGUUUUUUUGCUCCAUCUGUUAUACUCCCAGCUCCGGAAAAGCACCCUCAGUCCGGAAAGGCAGGUGAACGCUUGUCACUGCCUAUAUGAGGCCCAAGACCCCGGCUUAUCGCAGCGGCUGCAGGGCUGGAUGAAAGUCCUUUCACAGCAGGCCUCAGAUCAGUCGGGUGCAAUGAACAAGGAUUGGAGUGAGCUGGCUUUCCUGUUACAGCUGUGCCCAGAACUGCAGGUUUUAAAUUUGGACGCUCAGGGUCUCAAUGCAGAGGGCCUGCGCAUGCUGCUACCGGUUCUUCCUCUCUUCACAACAGUCAGCUUGGGUCAGAAUCCGUUGGGCCCAGAAGGGGCAGCUGUCUUAUCCCUCGCUUUGCAAAACCCAGACUGUUGCAUUCAGCGGCUGUGGGUGGUUGCAACUGGACUCGGCUGUGAGGGCCUGAAGAUCCUUGUAGAGGCGCUGAAAGAAAAUCGUACUGUGACAGAUCUCAGAAUGGCCAUUAAUAAAAUUGGAGAUGAUGGUGCCGGUCAUCUCGCAGAACUGCUGAAAACAAAUAGCACAUUGACAGAUAUCAGACUUCGUGACAACCUGGUAACAGACAAAGGUGCAGAACUGCUAGUAGAAGCCCUCAGUGAGAACACUACAUUACAGUACCUGUGGUUGUUCGACAACAAGUUUUCCAAAGAUGGAGUAAAGAAGCUACAAGAAUUUGCAAAAAUGAGACCCAAUCUUGACAUUAAAGUCUGUGUCUGAUACACAACCAAUCAGGAAUAUCAUGGAUCAUGCUGUCCUUGAAACAUGCCACUCUUUUAAAAUGGCAAAUGCACUGAUUAACUGAUCCAAUGAACUACUUUAUAUUACUGCCAUCUACUGGACUGUAAUGGACUUUUAUUCAGUAAGUGUAUUUAAAACUGUCUGUGAUCAUUCAGACGGUGCUGCUUUCUGCACUUUAUACAAUUUAGACUUUUUUUGUACUACUUUUCCUGUAAAUGAGAUGGGAUUGCAUUAAUUUAUUUUAUAGAAGAUGAAAGCAAGUGCUUUAGCAAAUCUAUUACUUGCAUAGCUCUUCUUCUGUAGUACCAAUAAUAGUUGCACCGUCAAUCUCUGCCAUGGUUUAUUACCCAUUUUUGUGGGUUAUUUUACAUGCAGAGACCAGGUCUCCCCUUUGCAUCUAUUCUGCUUCUUAAAGAGAAGUAAAAAUGUAUGUGUAAAAUACACAAAAGCAGGGUUUCACAUUUUAUACUUUGCAUGGUCAACGUUUUCUUAAAGCUUACUGCUUCUAAGUUAGUAUAUUAAGUAUGUGAUUUACAUCAUGGUAAAUAGAUAAGUAGAUAUUGUUUAAUUUUUCCUUAAAUGUUUUUAAAAUAGUUUCCCUUCAUUUUAUUUUUGUAGCUUUAGAAUUAUUUAUGUAUCUGGGAGAUUUUUUUUUUAUCCAAACCAAUUACAAUGCAUUUAAGUUUCACAGUUUAUCACUAUGCGUGUUCCCUGGGAAUUUAACCCAUGAUCUUUAACUCUGCUAAUGCAUUGAGCUACAGUUGAGCCAAUUGUAAAAUAACAGUGUCAAAGGGUACUGUAUACUCUUAAAAAUAAAGGUUACUGAAAGUUUGUUUUUAUAAAGAACAUCCACACAACCUUUCUGUUACAGGUUCUAUUAUUGUUUAAUGAUAUGCAAAGUACAAGCAUUGUGAUGUCAUUUAAACAAGUGGUACAAGUUCAGGAAAAGUGUUUUAUGGAUUUUCUAGAUUCCAGGGUGCUAUGGAAAUGGAGUCUGUAAGUCAUCUCUCCUAAUUUUACUGUUGUAAGCAUAUUCUCUUGUGUACAAAUGGGCUUCAAUAUGUGUUUAUACUUAUGUCUGUUACCUUUACAUUUUAACUAGAAAUCCUAAAAAACGCACAGAUUUAUUAUGUAAGCCUAUUUUGUGAAUAAAGUAUAAAAAAAAAGUGUAAUAAAAAACAUUACUGUACAAAAGAAGAGCUUCAGUG